GUUUGCACUGUUCCGGUUUUUUUCUCCGAUUGUUUCCUUUCGAUCAUGGCAACCUCGCAUACUUGGUGAUCUUAUAAUGACCUGCUAACUUUACGCGGAAUACUACCUUGAAUACUCUCAUUUAGUUGGAUAUAAUGACGGACAUCCGUCGGAAGACUACCUAUGUUUCACGCACUGCGGACGGCAGACAAGCACAUAAUUUCAGCUCAUUUUUCCAGUCGUCGCAGAAAAAGACGUUCAGCGCAGAUCCUGAAAGUGGUAUGCGACUUGUUGGUCCGAUGUUUGAACUCACUGCCUGUGUGGAAAUGAAAGGAGGGGAGGAGGAUUUCGACGCUGUUUAUCCAGAAUCUUCUCUUUCCUACGGACCAACUGUCUGUUCUUUCGGCCUCAAGUACAACGAUCACAACUAUGGUUUACCCUCAGGACUGACGCCUCCAUCCAUGGCCCCUCAUCUAAUGGACUCACAUACUCCAAAAAGUAGGACUCUGUCCGAUGUUGCUCAGGAGGAUACUUGUUCUCGUGCCAUGUUCAUAGAUGACAACGUAGAGGAUCCUUCCCUCACUGAUCAGAUUGGUGACUCCAAUUCCACUUCCGUCUCAACGAAACCAACAUCAUCAGGUAUCACACCAACAACCACGCAGUCCGCGGCAGUCAAUAACCUUACCCCGAAGGCUGAGUCCAGACAGUGCAUAUCUGGAUCCUGGGAAAUUUCGGACCCGGACCGCAAGAAUUCAGGGCCCGUCGAUGAAACCUCAGGCGUUUUACAUUCCAGGUUCAAAAUGUUUGGUGCUUUCGAACAUAUGGAGAUGCGAUACGAGCCGGAGCUCAAGGCAAGUGCUUGUCUUUCUUUUUUUUUCGACAGCACGCGUUUGUCUUUUAAUUAGGUCAUUGAGGUCCCUGAGGAACUCGCUGUUUCACCCUCGCAGCUAAGUGAUUUGGAUAGCGAUUCUGACGAUGGCUACUCUACCCAGAAGAUAAGUGCACGAAUUCCGACCACUCGUGCACUCGUGAUAGAUGGAAAUCUAUGCAAUGGCUCGAGCUGGCCAACACUUCGUUGUACUUGUGGUCUUGUCCACAUUCGGGCAAAACUCAUCCGGUGUCCUGUUUGCAGCACGUACCAGCAUGUACAGUGCAUGGAGAAUUAUUAUAGCACAUCGCUUCCCUACUUGUGCGAAGGCUAUGUCUGUUCGCAUUGUACAACAGAAUCCUGCAAUUCCAUCGAUGCCAAUCAGAAUUACACUCUUCAAUCUGGCGCCAGUGCACAGUUACAUAGAACCGAUCAAACUGAGCUGGCUACGGACUCUGUUAGUGCCAACAUUUCUGUUGUCAGUCGAAUCGACACGACAACCACGGCGUUCCCCGAUGGUAGCAAAGAUGUGUUGCAACGCCUGGCGAUCAACGAAGGAACCGUUGGUUCCCAGUAUGUAGAAAUAACUGCGGACCGUGCCAAACAGUUGGGGCUUAUUUCAGCUGCACCGAAGGCCGACAAACACUUCGCUUCGAAAUCAAGCGUCCUCGGUGUUUCAACGAGUUCAACAAAACUAAGCGCUUCCCAUUUGCCGAGGGAUCAUGAACUCCGAGUGGGACCUACAGGAGUCGAUUGGGAGCGUCUGAACGAAUUGUCUCGCUCAAGCCGGCGGCCACAUGGUGAUACCAAUGUGAAUCUGCGGGUCCCUUCACCACCCCGAACAUCGAAGCGGAAGCAAGAUUUAACCUCCACUUCGUAUAAUGACAACGAGGCUAGCGUUCCGGAUUCGACGGUUGAGCGGCUAGUAGUAUCUGCUCCAGGUGACGAAUCGCCUUCAGCCAGUGUCACUCCAGUUACCACUCCAUGCUCCACUCCCUACAAAUCCAGUACGUCAGGAACCCCAUCAACACCCAAUCAGACAUUGACCCCAGUUUCGGAUCAUAACAGUUCUGGACUGGAUAGUCCGCUACGUCGAGUUCGGUGUGAUAAGCGAAAGCAACGACCUGGGUAAGAUUUUUUUCAUAGCAUUGCUCGAUUUUUUAAAGAAUUUCCCUUCUAGGAAGGAUUUAGCUCAGUGGCGAUUGGCGCAAGUAAACUGAAUUUUGGUCGCGGUAUCUUCACCCACCUCUGCUUGUAAACCUUGACCUGGGAGGUGGCACCCCGAAGCAUGAACUCCUCUGGGCGGGCUUGCAGGUGCGCUAAAAUACCCCAGUAGCUAUGAACUAAUAACCGUGACAAUGCCAUUAGUCUUCGGUGGAACUCAAUUAUUUCCAGCCGUCGGUCGAUGGUCCUAAAUUAUGGUUCUUCAAGUUCUCUACGUGAUCGACGUACAACUCCUGUCCGUUUAUGGCACCAAAUGGCAACCGAUAAGUUAUCUUACAGAGCAGAACUACGCUGAGCGUAUGGGCAUGGCCAACCUACUGCACACCGUAAUUAUCAAGCCCAAUCCGGUUUUCGGGGAUGGACAUCUAGAUUUUAUCGUUCCGUUUGGACGUCCAGUUCAUUUCUUUUCCACCGUUAAAGGCUACGUCUCUUCUUAUUUUCUGCACUUUCUACCACUGGCCACUUAGUUGCUGAAUACUGUGGGUUUUCAUUUUCUCCCUCGAAUGUUGAGUAAGCUGUUUUAUUAACUGCUUGCUAAUAGUUGUCCAACUAUAGCUGUCUCGAAGGAAAUACAAAGGUACCUGGUUACCGAAGUCCAGAUAAGAGAAAUCAGGAAGCCAGGGUUAGGUUUAAACCAUGGAUCUUCGGGUGAAUGCUUUCUCACCUUAACCACCAUAGGGUUCCGUUUCAACAACUGCUUUGCUAUGUCAUGUUCACCCAUUUCGACUUCUUCAUGGGUGACUCACGCGAGCACAUCUACAACACCCUAAUAAAAGUGAACAAACAGUUUUUUAGCCAACUCAGUUACCCAGUCAUAAUUGGCAGACCCAAUGUAACUCUGGGGUGGCAGGUACGUACGUACCGUAGUGCCAAUUACUGGUUUAUAUCGCCUGUUAUUGGUGUCAUAUCCUGUUUCUCAUUUCGCCAUUUUAUCCUCGUUUUUUGUAGCCGCAUCCUCUUCCCAGAUGGCACAAGUCCUAGCAAACUCAAACUGAACGCUCGGGUCAAUCCCUUGGGGGCAGUUUGGGCCAAAGACUAUCAGGAGGCGGAAGCCAAUACUUACUCUGCAGCCAUGGUGGACUAUCUAGAGCAACGAUUGUCGGCUAACCUCGAACGUAAUAAUCGAAUUCCUCCAAGCUUCAUGAAUCGCAGUUCCCUCUGCCGUGUCGUCCUGUUCGAUCACGAUAACAAGGGCCUGGAAGCCUCAGUUAGACUAUCCGUGAAUGAUGUCAUAACGGAGGUCCGUGGUGAAUUUAUGAUGUUGGAGGAAUACGAACACCACUUUGAUCCCAUAUCCGAUUACAACCGCUAUGUAAUGUUCUAUCAAGGAUUCGGUGACCGGACAAUCGUCUUGGAAGCAACCCGAUACGGAAACAGCGCCAGAUUUGUACGCCGUUCAUGCAUCCCAAAUUGUCGAUUGGAUCAUACCGUCGUGCAGGGCAAAUUCCAACUUCUAAUACGAGCAUCAAUGGAGCUUGUGCCCGGCACUGAGUUAACCAUUCCUUUUGACUUGGAUUACCGGGCUUGUCGUUAUCCCUUGGAGUGUGCUUGUGCUCGUUCACGAUGCCCAGUACUCAAAUGGUGUCGUAAAUUGGUGCGCCACAAGGUUGUCCCAAACUUGGACUAUAGCAAGUACAUCGAAUCCCAACUGAGAGUACUUUCUAAACCGCUUUCCCAAGAGAGUCCGAACAGCAGAACUACAUCGUUCGAACAUAGCGGCCUCACUGGUUCCCCGUUGUUGCGGUCUACCAUGGGCAGUUCCAUGUCUUCCUUCUCUAAUUUGAACACUUCCCCAACCCCAUCAACUCGACUGCGAAAAGAGCUUUCGGACACCAAUAGCCCUUUGGAAGAUGACUCCACAAAGUCUAGUGGCUAUCGGCCACUUCGAGCUUCGGGAUCCUGUGAUGGUUAUACCACCGUUGUUGAUGAAAAUGAGGUUCCUCACUGUUCCAAGGUUGUGUUGGACAGUGCUCCCAACCAGGAGAAUAGGUCGAAUGCGUCCACAUUGUUGUGUGAAGACGCGGAUAAAAUCGUCUUCGCCACUCAGUCACCACCGGCUGUAAAUCGCAACAAUACUUGAUCUAUGUGUGAUUUCCCUCACUUUUCUCCAACUCCUUUUACUCUAUUGGACCUAUUCAUGCACCUGCCUCCUCCCCGCCCCCACAAUUACACUGAUCGUCCCGUAUUUAGUAUUUUUUCUCAACCUCUCGUCAUGCACACUCAUCGGUUCUCAUGCCUUUUGUGAACGACGCAAUUGUUGUAUAUUGCUACUUUUCAGACCGAAUUUUGAAAUAGUUAUUUUGAUCAAGUCAACAUUACAGUGCACGCUUUUCCUACCAAUCAA
Opisthorchis viverrini is the source of this 4415-nucleotide messenger RNA. RefSeq lists its product as hypothetical. The coding region runs from base 2724 to 4151 and encodes 475 amino acids. The transcript has 13 exons. Lineage: Eukaryota; Metazoa; Platyhelminthes; Trematoda; Opisthorchiida; Opisthorchiidae. The record is from RefSeq and is a predicted model, not a curated record. Gene Ontology annotation, molecular function: protein binding.